AUGAAUUUGGCUGACUCUAAGGAUGAGCUGUGUCAGAAUAGCCUGAAUAAAAUCUACUCGGACCUGCUACACCUUAUAACCUCGUUCGAAAAAGGUAGCGGAUCGGAGCUAACUGUGCGUCUACGACAAGUGGAGUCAGGUUUGGAACAACUACGUGAAUCGAUCCGCUCGAUACCGGACAUUCAGAACAACGAGCAACGGCAGAGAGACAAAAUAGCAUCGUUGUACAGAUUUGUCUUGGACAUGCUCAUUCCUAAUCCACGCGUAAACCCCUUAGCAGGGCUAUACCAAGAUACCAGGUAG
Molecule: messenger RNA, 303 nt
Organism: Angiostrongylus costaricensis
Lineage: Eukaryota; Metazoa; Nematoda; Chromadorea; Rhabditida; Metastrongylidae
Source: the annotation of a GenBank genome assembly